Molecule: messenger RNA, 1409 nt
Organism: Gasterosteus aculeatus aculeatus (three-spined stickleback)
Lineage: Eukaryota; Metazoa; Chordata; Actinopteri; Perciformes; Gasterosteidae
Product: interferon regulatory factor 1-like
Biological process (GO): regulation of transcription by RNA polymerase II; immune system process
Cellular component (GO): nucleus
Molecular function (GO): RNA polymerase II cis-regulatory region sequence-specific DNA binding; DNA-binding transcription factor activity, RNA polymerase II-specific
Source: RefSeq, a predicted model, not a curated record
UUCUGUUUUUCUUGAAACUCCUGUAUAGCCGGGCGCUCAUCUCCACUUUUCUGCACACCUGAAGCUCUGACAGCAGCAUGCAACAACCGGGCCGGCUGAGGCUGAGGCCGUGGCUGGAAGAGCAGAUUCAGUCUGGGAGGUAUCCGGGAGUCAGCUGGCUGGACCAGUCAGCACAAAUCUUCCAAAUCCCGUGGAUUCACGCCGCUCGUCACGGAUGGAGCAUUGACAGAGAUGCUACGCUGUUCAGGAGCUGGGCCGUGCAUACCGGACGAUACCGUCCAGGCAAGGACCAGCCAGAUCCCAAGACGUGGAAGGCCAAUUUCCGCUGCGCCGUCAAUUCGCUCCCUGACAUUUGUGAGCUGCGGAAGCACAGCAAGAAGAGGGGCAGCAACGCCUACAGAGUCUACAGGAUGCUGCCCAGCACCAAGACGCACAGACGCACGAGAGGGUUGCGGUUGCUCGGCCGGCCUCGAGAGAGACAGGCGAGUUUAGGCGACGACGCAAACGCAACGCACUCUUGUCCCCCCGCGGCGAGACCCGUUGCGGUCACGACACAGAAGCUGGAGAGCGCUGCGCAGGAGACGUUUGGCAGCGCGCAGGCCUUCGGGACGUGGGAGGCCAAACCAGAGGACCAGGAGCAGAACGAGGCCGUGUUCAAGUUGAUGGAACACUUAAGCAACAGUGACGUCUGGAACCAGGCCGGGGAGCAGAGAGGAUGGAGAACACACCCGCUGUGGGACCACUGGCACUGUGCUGGCGAAGAUAACCUGUACUCCAUGCAAACAGAGAACUACAGCGAUCUGUCGGGUUCCAGCUACAUCAAGGAGCUCCCCGAUUGGUCCAUUCACUAGAAACCACAGAUGCAUUAGCUGAACGCGCCAGCCUGCUGUUUGUGUCCUCUUCCUGCGUCCUCGUCUGCUUAGCUGACUGCUGUAAGAGGGAAACGAGAGAAUAUUGCUGUGCCAGUCAGUCGGCGGCCGUCCUCUCUGCUGAGCACGCUGUGAUUGAGAUCCUGUUCCAAGCCAAGCUUCUUCUCUGUCAUCAUCACUGGGGUUCACUGUGGUCCAGUGCCUCCGACACCAAGCUCACACAACGGCCCGCAGAGUCAACAGAUCGCAUUUCGCUUUAGUGCAGGAUCAGUCAUCGCUACGCUCUUUUGUUCGCCAGACGUACAGUUCGAGAAGGGCGGAGCAGCAAAAUAUAUGUACUUGAUUUUCACGCAGCACCUGCAUGUUUGUUUUGUGGGGUUUUGUACAACCUGUUUCCCUAAAUAUUUGUGCAUUUAUAAAGUGUCAAAGCAACUAAAACACAAAAGCUUGUUGUGAUUCUAAAGUGUGUGCCAUAGGUGACCCGAGUGGUUCAGAAGCCGGCUGUGUGUCUUCAAUAAAUUUGUAUAACCAGCAGUGAAA